Messenger RNA from Paramecium pentaurelia, 360 nucleotides. The record is from the annotation of a GenBank genome assembly. Lineage: Eukaryota; Ciliophora; Oligohymenophorea; Peniculida; Parameciidae.
AUGGUUGCAUGUCGAUUUUUGAAUUCAUUCUAUAACCAGGUCUUUGUGGAUACAAUUAUGCUUUAUAAAUCGGAGAGCCAAAUACUAUUUUUGUUAUCCUCAAACACUCCAAAAGAGAUUGAAGCACUUUUUUACAAGAUUGAAGAUUCUUAUGGAUAUAAUUAAAAAAUUUAGCUAUCAAUUCUUCCAUUUUUAAUGAAGUAAGCAAAUAAUAUUUUAAAUUAUAGGUUGAAUCAUCAUAUGUGCUAGAAAUUAUAUAGAAGAUUAUGGUUUAAAAAUAAUUAUUAUUGGUAUUUUGCCAAUAAAUAAAUUUUUUUUACGGGAAUGUUACAUUUAUUAUUUGAUGUCUAUGUAGAAUGA